Molecule: messenger RNA, 1245 nt
Organism: Wallemia ichthyophaga EXF-994
Lineage: Eukaryota; Fungi; Basidiomycota; Wallemiomycetes; Wallemiales; Wallemiaceae
Product: PWWP domain-containing protein2
Exons: 3
Coding region: 1-1245 (414 amino acids)
Source: RefSeq, a predicted model, not a curated record
AUGAAUUACCCAACUUCUUGCUUCAUUACAGUCGCGUACGAAUCGAGAGGCAUGUCAGCAAACAAGAAAGGAGGACGCAAGUCAGAGCCAUUCGUCGCGGGAGACGCAGAGCACAAGUACAACGAGGGCGAUAUCGUGCUUGGAAAGAUCAAAGGCUAUCCAGCGUGGCCGGGGAAGAUUAUCAAGUCGGAGAACGUCCCACCCCGCGUUCAGAGAGACAAGCCUAAGAAGAAGAAGGACGUCUACGCUAUACGCUUCUAUCCCACGGGCGAGUAUAUGUGGGCGAAUACAAAGGAGAUGAGCGCCCUCACCAAAGGCGAAAUCACAAAGUACCUCGACGACAGCAGCAAGAAGCGCGAGGGCGAUUUGCGCAAGGGCUAUCAGAUCGCUCUCGAUCCCGUCGACUGGGAGGAGGAGCACGAGAGAAGACUGGCUGAGAUGGAAGCAGAGGACGAGUUGGACGAUGAGGAGGACGAGGAGGCCGCUGGCAGCAAGCGUCGCAGUAAGGGUACUGGAAAGAGCUCCGCUAAGAAGACAAAGACGGAACAUAGAAAAACUAACAAGGUUACUGGCAGCGACGUCGAAGAUGAGACGGAUGAGCCAACAAAGGUUAAGUCUUGGAGACACGAGUUGCAGCGUAUCUUCUUGGGCUUUGAACCCGUCAAGGCUGAAGUUAUGCCUAAAGCUGAUGCUCAGUAUAAGAUGAUCGAGGGUGAUAGCGAUGUGUCUGUCGAAGCGAUUACUACUUCUAAGAUUAACAAGGUACUCAAGCGUAUCAUUGGAAUGGAGAAUAUUCCAGAGGACAAUGAGUACAAGAUUCGUGAGCGUUCACAGGUGCUCUACGACAAAUUUGAGAAGAUACUGGCUGCUAAUGGUGCCGAUGAAAAGAAGGAGGAAGAAGAAGGCGAGAAGGAGGAGAAAAAGGAGGGUGAGCAAGGUGAUAAGAAGGAAGGUGAGCAAGAGGAGAUGAAGGUAGAUGAGGAAAAGAAAGAAGAAAAUGAUAGCAAGGAAGAAAAAGUCGAUGAGAAGGUCGAUGAAAAUGCCGAUAAGCCAGCGGAGGAGGAUAAGGAAGAUAAGAAGGAGGAUAAGAAGGAGAAUACAGACAAUGCAAACAAUUCAAACCAAGCAGACAACACAUCAAACCCAGAGAACACUGAGAAACCAGCUGAUCAGGGCACUCAAGACACCUCAAAGCCAGAUGAAAAAGCUGAAAAAACAACAGAAAAUGGCACAGGGCCAGAGUAA